CGCCAAGCGCCGUCACUCGGAGAUCUCACUCGAAAGGACAUUCUGGAGUCAGCCAUGCUCCGCAGGAUGUCUCACUGCCCAGCCAGUCCAGAUCGAGCAGGCCUACUCAACUGACCUGGUGGAGAGCGCACUGCUUGCCCCAGGCCUCGUGCGAGGCAGAGCGUCGACGUUCCAUGCCCUACGUUGCUCAGCGCCCACAUGCUGGCUGGAUCACACUUCAACUGAAUGUAAGGUUGAAUUCAGCUUCGUCCCCGAUGCGAAGCAGCGUUCGCUAGGUCACUUGUCAGCCAGAACAACCUGAUUGUCAGCCGCGAUCGACAAGCGUUCCUCGCCCGGCUCAAGCUCAUUUGCCCGCCUGCCCGCUGCUCCCCCACGGCUCAACCUCAACGCCCAGCCCCACCCUGGCCACUCCGGUCCCUUCAGCUCCACAGAUGCACAUGAUCCCUCCGCCGGCACUCUCAGGCAACGCGCUCAGACCGCCAAACUCUCCAUUUCGGAGGCUGCAGGAGGCGCAGCGGUUGAACCCCUCCGGAUCCCAUCCCGAAGCGAGGUUGCCGAGUGACAAGGUGCUCCGAGCCUGGCAGAAUGCAAAUGGACCGAUGUCGGCCCGUGGAAGAUGGCCGCGGGCGAAGGCGAGGCAGCCGCUUGUGAGCAAAGAGUAUCCUGGACGGGAUACGGCAGUGACGGCGCGUCCAGUGUUGAGGGAUGCACUGGAGGCUACUCCGUCGACCUCGUUGUGCUCGGGAGGUGGUCGGAUGCUGCUUGUGCCCAGACUACAAGCUAGUCCCAGGAGGGAUGCAAUGGGCAACACGACCGCGCCCGCCGGGGGUUUAGGCGACACUCUGGGCAAGUUCCGACAAGCGCAUGCAGCCUUCACAAUCUGUCGCUUCUGUUGCCUGCGAAGCGAGCAAGUCCCCAGCAAGCCGAGGGCGCAGGCUAGGUUGCAGGCUUACCAGCUCAUCCGACCCCGCCAGAGAGCUGGGGAAGCACGACCAGCUCGGCGUGCUCAGCCAGAGGGCUUAGCCACCGAGGUUUCCGAGCUCAACCAGCCGCUUAGUGGGAAGCUUGGCAGACAACUAGCUAGACAGCUGCAGCCGAGUGUGCAGCGCGAGCUGAGGUGUUCUCUCGCCUCAACGUAGCUCCCUAUUUGGGCCUCUGGAGCUCCCCAGCGGAGAGGUCACGCUCACUGCCUAUCCUCGAGUAGCUGUAAGUCGUGGGACUAGGACACCCGACGCUUCCGCCCAAUCCUCACGAUCACCAUAGCACACGCCGCUGC
Messenger RNA from Cutaneotrichosporon oleaginosum, 1276 nucleotides. RefSeq lists its product as uncharacterized. The record is from RefSeq and is a predicted model, not a curated record. Lineage: Eukaryota; Fungi; Basidiomycota; Tremellomycetes; Trichosporonales; Trichosporonaceae.